GAGGGGCGCCUCGGCAGGGGCGCGGGCUGGGGGCGGGCGCCGGCUCCCCGCCCGCGCCCGGCGCUGGGCAGGCCCGACCCCCCACAACCCCGCCCGCUAGGAGCUCCGGCUGCAAAGGCCCAUUGGGUCGGGUUGGGUCAGGUCGGGUCGGGUCGGGUGGCGGCUCCCGUGGCCCGGGGCGCCUUCCCUGCGCCCCUAGGACUCGUCCGUUGGCUUGCUGGUUCUGUGGUCCGGGAGUCAUCUGGAUAGGGGUGACGGCGGCCCCAGUUCCAGGCCCACCGAGUGGAAAGGAAGGUCCGGAGGCGGAGCGCCCGGCACCGCGCCCGAGGCCACCAGAGCCCGUUAGCUGGGCCCGUUUCGCAAGCGAAGCCCCGAGGUUUCCUUUCUGGUCUGGUAGAGCCCCAGGGUCCUCACCAUGGACUUCCAGCAUCGCCCCGGAGGCAAGACCGGGAGUGGGGGCGUGGCCUCCUCCUCUGAGAGCAACCGGGACCGUAGGGAGCGCCUCCGGCAGCUGGCCCUGGAAACCAUCGACAUCAACAAGGACCCGUACUUCAUGAAGAACCAUCUGGGCUCCUACGAGUGCAAGCUGUGCCUGACGCUGCACAACAAUGAGGGGAGUUACCUCGCGCACACCCAAGGGAAAAAGCAUCAGACCAACUUGGCCCGGCGAGCAGCCAAGGAGGCCAAGGAGGCCCCCGCCCAGCCGGCGCCAGAGAAGGUCAAGGUGGAGGUGAAGAAGUUCGUGAAGAUCGGCCGCCCGGGCUACAAAGUGACCAAGCAGAGGGACACGGAGAUGGGUCAGCAGAGCCUCCUAUUCCAGAUCGACUACCCCGAGAUUGCCGAGGGCAUCAUGCCCCGCCACCGCUUCAUGUCCGCCUACGAGCAGAGGAUCGAGCCUCCGGACCGACGCUGGCAGUACCUGCUCAUGGCCGCCGAGCCCUACGAGACCAUCGCCUUCAAGGUGCCAAGCAGGGAGAUUGACAAGGCUGAAGGCAAGUUUUGGACUCACUGGAACCGGGAAACUAAGCAGUUUUUCCUCCAGUUCCACUUUAAGAUGGAGAAGCCACCGGCCCCGCCGAGCCUCCCCGCAGGGCCUCCUGGGGUGAAGCGGCCCCCACCCCCGCUGAUGAAUGGUUUGCCCCCUCGGCCACCACUGCCCGAGUCAUUGCCCCCGCCCCCGCCAGGAGGCCUGCCCCUGCCCCCCAUGCCGCCCAGUGGGCCUGCGUCCUCGGGGCCCCCGGGCCCUCCUCAGCUGCCCCCACCAGCUCCCGGUGUCCACCCCCCAGCACCAGUGGUCCACCCCCCGGCGUCUGGAGUGCACCCCCCAGCUCCUGGGGUCCACCCACCGGCACCAGUGGUCCACCCACCAGCAUCUGGGGUCCACCCCCCUGCUCCGGGGGUGCAUCCCCCAGCCCCGGGGGUCCACCCUCCAGCACCAGGGGUCCACCCUCCAGCCCCCGGGGUCCAUCCUCCCCCAUCUGCUGGGGUUCACCCCCAGGCCCCAGGGGUGCACCCACCAGCUCCUGCAGUUCACCCCCAGGCCCCGGGGGUCCAUCCACCAGCUCCCGGGGUCCACCCCCCAGCCCCAGGGAUCCACCCCCAGCCUCCUGGGGUCCACCCCCCACCUCCUGGGGUCCACCCAUCAGCUCCUGGGGUCCAUCCUCCAGCUCCUGGGGUCCAUCCCCAGCCUCCUGGAGUUCACCCCUCAAAUCCCGGGGUGCAUCCCCCAACUCCCAUGCCUCCGAUGCUGAGGCCCCCGCUGCCCUCCGAAGGCCCUGGGAACAUUCCUCCGCCUCCCCCCACCAACUGAAAAGCUACCCCUGUCCCAGCAAGUCUGGCCUUGUUUUCGUGUGUUCCGCCCCCCACAGUGAAGUUGUUUUUUGUACAGGGCUGGGCCGUGUUCCCAGAGCCCAUUAAAGAGUCUCUGCUAACCUUG
Delphinapterus leucas (beluga whale) is the source of this 1936-nucleotide messenger RNA. It is a transcript of the gene SF3A2, whose product is annotated as splicing factor 3a subunit 2. Lineage: Eukaryota; Metazoa; Chordata; Mammalia; Artiodactyla; Monodontidae. Gene Ontology annotation, biological process: spliceosomal complex assembly. Gene Ontology annotation, cellular component: U2 snRNP; nucleus; U2-type prespliceosome. The record is from RefSeq and is a predicted model, not a curated record. Gene Ontology annotation, molecular function: nucleic acid binding; zinc ion binding.